Molecule: messenger RNA, 2375 nt
Organism: Acanthaster planci (crown-of-thorns starfish)
Lineage: Eukaryota; Metazoa; Echinodermata; Asteroidea; Valvatida; Acanthasteridae
Product: NAD(P)H oxidoreductase RTN4IP1, mitochondrial-like
Cellular component (GO): mitochondrion
Molecular function (GO): oxidoreductase activity
Source: RefSeq, a predicted model, not a curated record
AUUGUUAAUGAAGGGGACUGCGCUUUUAUAGUUUAGGAAGCUUUCAUCUCGUGUGAUGAUCAAAGUUAUUUCUGCAGAACAUAAUGCAUGGAGCAGUGCGUCUCUUUACUUAAUUUAAACGCUUCCACGGUUCUCUAUCUAAUCAACACGUGGUAACUGCCCUCCGGGCCGAAGGUACAAAGGUUAACCACGGUGUUGCAUUACAAACAGUCUGUCCGUGAUCUCAGUGGAUAUUACUGCAUGCCGGAUCGCUGAACAAAUUCCAAAUAUUCCAAAUUACGUUUAUUUUUAGGCUGUCCUUCCUCCAUAGCAGGCUGUCUCUCGUUCCGAGCUUGAAAGUAGAAGACAUCAGUAGGUGCAAUUGAGUACAGAGGAGACUCGAGGGACUCAGACGGUUGUCAAGACAGGAGCUAUUACAAUCCAGCCUGCCAACAUGUGGAUAAUACCACUUAUCUUUCUGGGAUGCGCAAUCAUGUCUUACAUUUAUCUGCCGACUGAAACAGUUUUCCAGCUGAGCGAGCUUCCAGUUAACAACAAAAGCCUCUGCAUACUGUUCUCCAUCCUAUCCACCGUCACCUUCAUCAGAGAUUUCCUAGACAGCCGCAAACGUAUCCGAGCGCGAGAAAAUGUUACUCCCACGUCAGCGCCCCACACCUCACCAAACCUCAAACCUCACGCAAUGACUAUGAGAGGCGUCAUCAUUGAACGUUACGGUGAGGAUAGCGUCACAGUGAGUGACGUGGUGCCUCGUCCAGAGCUGAAUUACGUCGAUGAGGUAUUGGUUAGAGUUCGUGCGGCUUCAGUGAACCCAGUGGAUAUCCAAAUAAGUAAUGGGAAAGGACAGGCUCUGUGUAAUAGCAUGAGAUCCAUGCGGGGUAUGCCUGCCGGUGGAGGUAAGGAAUUCCCCGUCAUUCUUGGACGGGAUUUUUCCGGCGUCGUCGAGAGGGUAGGGUCGAAGGUUACGAAGGUGAAGGUUGGUGAUGAGGUGUGGGCGGCAAUCCCUUUCUAUCAUAGAGGAGGGGCCAUGGGUGAGUAUGUCUUGGUCACGGAGGCUGACAUUGCUAAGAAGCCCCAGGGUAUCAGCCAUCAGGAUGCUGCCACCUUGCCCUUCGUGGCUUGCACCGUGUGGUGCUCGCUGGUGCGUACCGCGGUCGUCGGCUCCAAGAGAACGAAACAACAGAGAGUUCUUAUCACCGGGGGAACAGGUGGCAUAGGGACCUUUGCCACUCAACUCAUCAAGGCAUGGGGAGGUCACGUGACAGCUACCUGUCGAGACAGUUACGGGGCAAGAAUGCUGAAAAAUCUCAGGGUAGACGAGGUGGUGAAUGUCUCCGAAGUCGACUUGGAGAGUGCUCUGAUCGAUAAGCCUAAGUUUGAUGUCAUUAUCGACACAGUCGGUUCGUCGGUUAGACAAGCCUGCUUCAAACUCUGCACCCGGGGCAGCUACUUAGUGAGCUUCGUCACGCCUGUGAUGGACGAUGCAGAGAAAUACGGAAUGAUGAUCGGAUCCUUCGUGUCGAACGUCUCAAAGAUGAAACUGGCUUGGCAGAGCGGCUUAAACUUCAGUUGGUCUUUCUGUCUACCUGAGGGGAAAAUUCUUGACAGCGUAACCAAGUACGUGGAGGCCAAAAAGAUAAGGCCAGUCGUUGACCAGAUCUACAGAUUGGAGGAGACCAAGAAGGCCUUUAAACAUGUAGCAGAAGGGCAUCCGAAAGGAAAGGUGGUCAUAACAUUUGAUGGAGGCCGGAAGUGACUGUUAAUGUGUCACUGGAAGACGAGAUGGAUGGGUAUCCAGGAAAAGGACGGACCACACCCACAGACGUUUCAUAAGAGCUGGGAGGACUGUGUGCUCGUGGAAUCCCUAUUUUUUGAAAGAAGAGCUAUGAGAUCAGUGUACCUUCUGGAAACUUGCAAAUGACUACAUUUAGAGAAGACUAGACAUACGAUUCCAAAAUGCCACGGGAGGGCGAUAUAUUGGGUAGUCUUGGCCUAAUACGUUAGUGAUCCAGAGUGAUGAUUGCAUUCUCUUCCGACACCAUGCUCACACUGUCUUAGGAAUAUUGCAUCAAUGAGGGUGUAGCCUCUCUUCGUCAAUUUGACCAUUGGUGUAAAUAUUUUUAAACAAGUGGCAGCUUUCCAUUAUUUUGAUACAGACGGUUCAGUAUGGUUUAUCACUGUGUUGCCGAUCUAACAAGCCUGCUUGAUUACCACACUUGACACUUAAGUUGAAGUGUGCCGACUCUCGAGACAAAGCUGAAAAAUGGGGACAGAUGACGCUCUGGGUGGCAUCUCGUCUCAUUUGAAAGAGCUAUGUCUGAGAAGACAGCCAACUAGGGAAGGGCUAAACAGUUUACCAAGAGUAGUAAGUGCAAGAU